AAUCAAUGCCAUGGUUGCAGUUGUACACAAAAAUGGAGGCAGCAGUAGAUAAGUUGGAGGCAAUGUUCCAGAAGGCGGAUUCUGAUCUGAAUUAUAUCUCAAGGAAGCUGGACACAGAAUUUGCAGCAGAUGCAGAACACAGCACACAGCCUAACCCAGCAAAAAUGCUUGAGAAAAUUGCAGACAUCAAAAAGGAAUAUUCAGUACUUGUUAAAGAAGCAGAGGCUAUUAAGGAUGCACAAAAGGAAGCAGUGACCUUCUUCCAGACUCAGUUGAUGUCGGCAUGUGAGGCACUUCAGAGACUACAAAACCAAGCAGGGAUGGAGGAAAGUGAAAAAUCAGCAGAACUUCAUAACUUAGAAAGUCUCCUAGGUGUUCAGUUGCCAUCAGUAGAAGCACAGAAGACACAAUCUGAUAGUAAUCAAGAUUCUCAGGCAGUGGCUCAGGAUCCAGAUGAAGGAUCCAGUGCAAACCAAAGGGUAGCACCUUCAGUAGCAGAAGCAGGCAACAACUUUCCAGUAUUGUCAGCUAGGGAAACAAGGGAAAAUCAAAGCAACGAUUUCCUUGAAGUCACAGAACAAGAGUUUUUGUCAGUUUCAAAUCUUAUUCGGGGGAGAGUCAAGCUGGAAGAUGUUAAUAAAACAUAUCAAGGGCUGUGGGACCAUUUUAAAGAAGAAGGGAACAGUAAGCCACUGACUACUGCAGAAAUGCAUAAAAUGGGGCUAAGAAUAACUGGACAAACUGGGGAAGCCAAACUAAAGGUGCUACGUGCAUUAAAACUUAUUAAUCUGUCCAGCAAAGGGGAUGUGACUUUACCUUGAGAUGAGGACUGAACAGCAUGAUGUGAAUAGCAGUAAUGAUACAAGAGCUGCAGUCAUGCUAUCAUUAUAUAACUGUUUAAAUCUAUGAAGAUGCAGACAUGAGCAAUGAUACCAUUUUUUACUUUAGUGUAAAAAAAUGUUCUUUGAUAAUUAGAAAUUAUCAAAAAAUAGUAUUCAGUAAACCCCCCGUUAACUUGUGUCAGUUGUGAUAUUUUUAAAUAAUAAUGUCUACCAGGAUAAUAGGAAUAAAUAAAGCAACUUUCUCCACAUUUGUGACUAUAUUUCUAGUACAUUUAAACUUUGCAACACUAGCUAUGAAGUUUGUGUCCAAGCAUAUUGGAAGAAGUCCACCAAUUUGAAAAGUCAACAAAAUAAAUAUUAACAGUUGACAUGUCUCUGCUGUGUUUAAUAGUGUACAACCUUUAAUUUUCAUUUAUUGGUAAUAAUCAUUAUUUUUGUUUCAUUGUUUAUAAAUGGACCAGAUAAGUAGGUCAUAUUUACAACCAAAAAUCUCUUUGAUGGCUGAGAUUUUAUCAUUUGGUUUGUUGACUUCAUUUGAGUCGUAUUAGAAACUAGUAGUAGUUCAUAUGCCUUCUUGGGAAUCCAUGCUCCACUGGUUCAAAUGUACCUUUAAUGUUUUUGUCAUCUUAACAUUGUUUAUUUGAGACUGACAAUAAAGUUUUUGUUAAA
Messenger RNA from Lingula anatina, 1511 nucleotides. RefSeq names its product SKA complex subunit 2. Gene Ontology annotation, molecular function: microtubule binding. The record is from RefSeq and is a predicted model, not a curated record. Gene Ontology annotation, biological process: chromosome segregation; mitotic cell cycle; cell division. NCBI's taxonomy places the organism in Eukaryota, Metazoa, Brachiopoda, Lingulata, Lingulida, Lingulidae. Gene Ontology annotation, cellular component: outer kinetochore; spindle microtubule.